Molecule: messenger RNA, 3394 nt
Organism: Seriola dumerili (greater amberjack)
Lineage: Eukaryota; Metazoa; Chordata; Actinopteri; Carangiformes; Carangidae
Product: transmembrane emp24 domain-containing protein 9
Exons: 5
Coding region: 14-685 (223 amino acids)
Biological process (GO): Golgi organization; endoplasmic reticulum to Golgi vesicle-mediated transport; COPI coating of Golgi vesicle
Cellular component (GO): Golgi apparatus; endoplasmic reticulum; endoplasmic reticulum-Golgi intermediate compartment
Source: RefSeq, a predicted model, not a curated record
UCCCGGUGUGAAGAUGGUGUCUGUUAGGAUGCAGCCGUGUGUGUUGUCGGUUUUACUCCUCAACGUAUUCUACAGCUUCGUCUCCUCUCUGUACUUUCACAUCGGAGAGACGGAGAAAAAAUGUUUCAUAGAGGAAAUCCCGGACGAGACGAUGAUCAUCGGCAACUAUCGGACUCAGCUGUAUGAUAAACAGAGGGAGGAGUACCUGCCGGCCACUCAGGGUCUGGGCAUGUUUGUGGAGGUCAAAGAUCCUGAUGACAAGGUUAUUCUGUCUCGUCAGUACGGCUCAGAGGGAAGAUUCACCUUCACAUCACACACACCUGGAGAACACCAGAUCUGUCUGCACUCCAACUCAUCCAAGUUCUCCCUCUUCGCUGGAGGCAUGCUGAGGGUUCACCUGGACAUCCAGGUGGGCGAACACGCUAACAACUACGCUGAGAUCGCUGCCAAAGACAAACUGACGGAGCUGCAGCUGAGAGUCCGACAGCUGGUGGAGCAGGUGGACCAGAUCCAGAAGGAGCAGAACUACCAGAGGUACCGUGAGGAGCGUUUCCGUCAGACCAGUGAGAGCACCAACCAGCGGGUCCUGUGGUGGUCCAUCGUCCAGACCCUCAUCCUGGUGGCCAUCGGCAUCUGGCAGAUGAGACACCUCAAGAGCUUCUUCGAGGCCAAGAAGCUGGUGUAACUUUUCUCCUGGAGGAGAGUCUGAGUGUGUGUGUGUGUGUGUGUGAGAGAGAGAGAGAGAGAGAGAGAGUGUGUGUGUGUGUGGUCUCUACUGAUUGAUGCAGUACUGAGCGGCGGUCGCUGCCGUCAGAGAGAAAACUGCUGAGGAGACGGGGACGCAGACAAAUCCAACUGCACGAUUCGGCUUGAAAACAUCUUUAUUAUUAAUAUUAUUCUCAUUGUUAAUGUUCUGACUGUUUCCUCGCCCGCCCUGUUUGUAAUGAGCCCCUCACAUUUGCAGUAGACUAUCAGGGGGAGUGUGAAUCUAUUUAUUACACAGGCUGAUUUGUUUCAGGAGCAGGAAUCUGGUUUUACCUUUUCGAUCUGGACUAGGUUUAGUCUCUGGUUCUCCUGUUGAGUCCAGCAGGACCAGGACAAAGUAACUAAACCAGUCCACGUCUACCAGGCAGUUAGUCAUGUUUUUUAUUAUUCAUUUGCCCUUUUUCUUUCUUGUUACUCGGUGUGAGUACUUGACGUGUUACUGGCCACUAGAGAUGUUCAGAAAUAAAAGUCAGGUUUACAUGAACUUCAGUUUGAAGCUGUUCGUUUGCUCCUCGACCUCUGAGUGACAACUGAAAUCAUAAUCUGGAUUCAUUUGUGAAACAGUUCAGUGAUGUAUUUUCUGAAUCCCCUCUAUCAUCCGAUCAGCUGAUUUUCAGCUGCAGCAAAACUAAAAUAAAACAGGGUGAAAUUUAAUCAGUGAUCAUUAAUUGCUACUGCCAAAAUCUCAUUCUCUAUUUUAAUAACAUACUCGGUGCAAGAGGCUUUUAGUGUUUAUACGAAGGAUUAUUUUUCAAGCUCAAAUGCCAAAUAUUUGUUGGUUAAAGCUCCUCAGAUAUGAGGGUUUGAUGUUUUUCUUGCUCUCACAUUGUUAGUAAGUUAUGAAAAAACUAAUGACGUAACUUUGUGUUGUUGGUCCUUUUUUUCUGAAAUGCAGAAAGUAAUUGAUAAAUUGAAAAAAAAUGGCAGAUUAAUCAAUUAUGGAAAUAAUCACUAGCUACACCCUCAAUACUGUUGAUACUGAGAUGAGCACUUCAGUAGUUUCUCUUUCUCUUUCCUCCAGUGCUGUUUUUGUUUGCUCAGUCUGCUGCUGCCCCGAUGAACUGCCCCCACCCUUCAUGGGAUUCAUUUGGGGUAAAUAUCUGAGGACAUGCGCGACCACCUCGUCCUCAGGGAGGACGGGAAGUGCAGCCGACGUGCAGUUAAAGCCAGUACGUCACAGCUUUUAAUCACGUCGGGGUUGUCAGCCACUCUGUUCGGCUCGCGACUUGUUUUGUCACAUUAUCAGAGUUUUGGCUUCAGUACCAACGUUCUUCAUUACAUGAAGAAGGACUGAACAACACCAGGUUUUACUUUGACCUGUGAUGUCACCAAGCUUCACCUGAUCUUUCAGGAACCAGUCUGUACCGACUGGAAUCCAUGUUUUAAUAUUCCAGCUCUUUCACGAGCCACGCUGAGAAUCUGUGAGAAGCUCAGAUUUAAAAUGAAGUUUUUUACAGUGACUUCUGAUGCUGAAGUGAGGUUCCCAGAGCACAGAGUUUAGUGAAAAUACAGGUGAAGGAUCGGUUCCAGUGGUACUGAGGCAAAGUUUGAAGAAACAUUUUGGUAAAUGUGGCAACGCUGCUUUCGGCUCUUUUCCGCUGAGCCUGUUUUAUCUUCUUAUUUCUGCCUGGCUCAGUGAAAUUCUACCAAAAGAGACAGUUUUCUGUUUGUUGCCGUGUGCGUUUUAGUGAAGCUGCAUUUUUCCAAGUGUCCAAACUGAAUGUAAGUGUCUGUUGAUCUGACUCUGGCUCGGUGUCGGUCUGCGGGUGGAGGUGGUGACGGAAGAAUAUUCUGAAUUUCCUGGUAUUUGACAUUUGGCAUCAGAUAAAAGAAUUUGCUUGAUAGUUUUUUCUCGUUGCAUCCAACACAGUCCAGAGACGCCUCAUUUGUUUGUAUCAUUUUCAGUUGACUGUGUUAAAGGAGAGUCUUGAUGCUGUGUCUCCUGUAUGAAAGGUGAAUCAGUCGGCACUCGAACACAACACUGUUCCGACAGUUUCCCUGUUCGUUUUACUGAUUUAAAAGCCAAAUUGUCAAAGCCGCACGUCUGGUGAAGAAAAAUCUGAAAACCGCCUCAGCACUGCUUCACCGCCAGCUCCUGUAACUGGUUGGAUGAUCUUUACCUCGAGGUUUUACCCGCUUCAGGUGUAGAACAACAAAAACACACAAAUCACAAACUGUCGUAGAAAGCUGACUUUACGUCCUCAGACUGCGCAAAAUCCAAGAACACUGAGACCUGAGCCGCUGAAUCCUCGGCCUGGUCACUGUGGAAUAAAUCAGAAUCCGAGGAGUAAAAAUGCCUGAAAACGUCAGUCAGACAGUUUAUUUUCUUCAGUUUUCAAUAGUUUGUUGUGCUUUUUUUUUUUUUCUUUUCUUUUUUUUCUCUGGUGGUUUGUGAGAAACAGUUUAUGUUGCUGGUAGCUUUCAGAUGAAAUGUUUCUCCGGGGUUAGAUUUUGAAUCAUUGCUAAAAGGUUUUAGGCUGGAAGAGGGGCUUGAAUUUAUUUUAUUUUUUAGAGAGAUUCUGUCCAUGUGAAAUCUGUCUAUAAUUGCACUCGAAAUAAAGUUUUGUCACAUUUGGUUUAAUGGAUGCUGUUUCUUUUAUUCUUGUAAUAAACUCCACUAUAAAGUUUU